AUGGAGAAAGCCUUCAAGAAAGUCAUUGCAUUUACAAAUAAUAGCUUAUCAGGAGAUCUUCCCAAUGGUUUAUGCAAGCAUCUCACAAUACUCAGGAGGCUUGAUCUAUCAAAAAACAAGCUUGAUGGUCAUAUGCCUAAAAGCUUGUCAAAUUGUUCAAAACUUCAAAUAUUGUCUCUAUCCGAAAAUGAUUUUGAUGGACGAAUACAUAGUGAAAUUGGAAGAUUGAGUAACUUGCAGACAUUAGAUAUCACAUCUAACCAUUACACAGGUGAAAUACCCAAGAUAAACAAUCUCGUUGAACUGGAGGAAUUUGAUGUUGGGUUCAAUAGUUUUAGUGGUUCACUUGCAAUGGAGACUUUCAACAAAUCACGGCUGAGAAUAAUUUCUCUUGCAUACAAUAAUAUAUCAGGAACCCUACCAUCAAACAUAGGUUCUAUCUUACCAAACGUUGAAGAGCUUUAUCUGAAUAGCUUAACCAAUCUUGUUGGGACUAUUCCUCAUUCUAUCUCCAAUUGUUCCAAACUUACUCUCCUAGAGCUUUCAGAUAACAAACUCACAGACUUGAUUCCCAAUUCUCUUGGAUAUUUGACACGUCUACAAGCCCUAAACCCUCUAAACGGCAUGCUUCCAGUAUCAGCAGGGAACCUUUCCACAUCUCUUACAUUGUUUUACGCACAUAAUUGCAAGAUCAAAGGUCGAAUUCCAAAUGAAGUCGGGAACUUAAGCAGCUUAUUAGAUCUCGAUCUUUCUGGAAACAACUUGGUUGGAUCCAUUCCCAGAACAAUUGGCAACUUGCAAAACAUUCAGCGCUUCAAAAUGAGUGACAACAAACUUAUAGGAUUUAUUGAAGAUAAUAUUUGUUUGGAAUUCCUAGACAUUUCUCAUAAUAAUAUAUCAGGAAUCAUUCCCAUGUCUUUGGAGAAACUACAAUACCUCGAUUAUUUCAAUGUUUCAUUCAACAAGUUGCGCGGUGAAAUACCCUCGAGGGGUCCUUUCAAGAACCUCUCGAGUCAAUUUUUCAUCAACAAUGAAGCAUUGUGUGGUUUGUCAAGGUUUAAUGUCCCACCAUGCCCCACUUCAUUAACGCAUAGAUCAAAUAGGAAAAUGAUAUUGCUAGUUCUAUUUCUUUUGCUAGGAAUAGCACUUGUAUUAGUUCCUAUCGUCUUUCUGUUCCUAUGGAUAAGGUAUAGAAGAGGUAAAAGAGCUCCUCAACAAGCUGAUUCAUUGUCUAUGGCAACAACAGAAAGAAUUUCUUACUAUGAACUGCUCCAAGCAACUGAUUCGCUUAGCGAGAGUAAUCUGAUUGGUUCUGGAAGUUUUGGCUCUGUUUACAAAGGCGUUCUCAGAAGUGGAACUGCCAUUGCAGUUAAAGUGUUCAAUCUGCAACUGGAAGCAGCAUUCAAGAGUUUCGAUACAGAAUGUGAAGUUUUGCGUAGCCUUCGCCAUAGGAAUCUUGUGAAAGUCAUCACUAGUUGCUCCAACCUUGAUUUCAAGGCUUUAGUGCUCGAGUAUAUGCCUAAUGGAAGUCUUGAAAAGUAUUUGUAUUCGCACAACUACUUCCUAGACAUCAGGCAGAGACUAAGUAUUAUGAUAGAUGUGGCAUGUGCAUUGGAAUAUUUCCAUCAUGGAUGCUCCUCUCCCGUGAUUCAUUGUGAUCUGAAGCCUAGUAACGUCUUGCUAGAUGAGGAUAUGGUUGCCCACCUAAGUGACUUUGGUAUUUCAAAACUGCUCAGUGAAGAUGAGAGUGAUUUAUACACAAAAACCUUAGCAACAUUUGGUUAUAUUGCACCAGGUACGUCUCUUUGUUUUUGUUAA
Messenger RNA from Solanum stenotomum, 1818 nucleotides. Its product is annotated as receptor kinase-like protein Xa21. Gene Ontology annotation, molecular function: protein binding; ATP binding; protein kinase activity. The coding region runs from base 1 to 1818 and encodes 605 amino acids. Gene Ontology annotation, biological process: protein phosphorylation. Lineage: Eukaryota; Viridiplantae; Streptophyta; Magnoliopsida; Solanales; Solanaceae. The transcript is spliced from 5 exons. The record is from RefSeq and is a predicted model, not a curated record.